Messenger RNA from Aegilops tauschii subsp. strangulata, 597 nucleotides. The record is from RefSeq and is a predicted model, not a curated record. Lineage: Eukaryota; Viridiplantae; Streptophyta; Magnoliopsida; Poales; Poaceae.
AUGGCGAUGGGGAGGGGGGCGGUGGCCGCCACCACCGGAGUGGAGAGCGGCGCGGGGAGGGUGGCCGCUGGGGCCGGGGUGGCCGCCGGCGCCACUAGGCUUGCGGGAGCGCGCUGUCUUUUUUUUCGAAACGGCGGACAAUGGCAGGUACCGUGGUGUUGUCCAGAGGCCCUGGGGAAGUGGGGCGUCCAAAUCCAAAACCCUGUCACUGGCAAGAGACAAUGGCUCGGCAGGUUCGACUUCGCCGAGAAAGCGACGCGCGCUUACGAUGCCAAGGCGCUCGAGUACCAGGGGCGAAGGGCGCACCUCAAUUUUACUCAGGAUGCUUGGUGCGCGAGUGAGAUAGCGCCUCCUAACAUGAGGAUAGUCUCCAAGGCUAAGGAGCAGGAACACCUGAAGGCUGAGGCGCUCAUUAGGGCCCGUGAACGUCAGAGCAUCGAUCCCUUGGUGGAACAGUGUCUUUGGGAGGAUAUGCAUCUAUAUGACAUUAAUGAGGCAUUGCUGAUGACCGCACGCAACCAGAAGAAUGUCGAGGAUGACCCGAUAGACUGGGAUGAUCUCGCCAAGGAGUCUGACGAGGAUUACAUUAGGAGUUGA